AUAAUAUAGUAACUGAUUCGGUACCUUCUCUUUCGGUAUAUGUCGUUGGUGUCGUUAAUCUUUCGGCGUGUCUUUGGUUUAAUAACUUUUGUAUUUCUCUUUCUAUGCUUUUAAAUAAUGUAGUAACUAAUUCGAUACCUUCUCUUUCGAUAUACGUUGCUGGUGUCAUUAAUCUUCUUUCAGCGUGUCUUUGGUUUAAUAAUUUUUGUAUUUCUCUUUCUAUACUUUUAAGUAAUCAUCAUAAUGUAGUAACUAAUUCAGUACUUUCUCUUUCAGUAUAUGACAUUGGUGCCAUUAGUCGAUACUUAACUUUUGGCAUGUCUUUUGUCACUG
Molecule: messenger RNA, 333 nt
Organism: Dentiscutata erythropus
Lineage: Eukaryota; Fungi; Glomeromycota; Glomeromycetes; Diversisporales; Gigasporaceae
Source: the annotation of a GenBank genome assembly